Acanthopagrus latus (yellowfin seabream) is the source of this 2953-nucleotide messenger RNA. RefSeq names its product SH3 domain binding glutamate-rich protein like 3 (gene sh3bgrl3). The transcript has 3 exons. The record is from RefSeq and is a predicted model, not a curated record. NCBI's taxonomy places the organism in Eukaryota, Metazoa, Chordata, Actinopteri, Spariformes, Sparidae. Bases 109 to 387 code for a protein of 92 amino acids. Gene Ontology annotation, cellular component: cytoplasm.
GUCUCCAAACUUCCUUACCUUUAAAUCGAUAACGGUUCCGCUUGACGCAAACGAGGGAGAAAGCCACUUGGCAGCAGAUACACAAAGAGAGCGGAAGGACCUGCGGCAAUGGGGAUCAAACUGUACUACACCACCGUUACUGCCUCACGGACGGUGAAGUCCCAACAGGCAGAAAUGAUACGAAUCCUUGACAGUAAAAGCAUCCAGUAUGAGCUUGUGGACAUCUCUGUUGGCGGGGAGCUUCGGGAUGAGAUGAGAAGCAAAGCAGGUGACCCCACGGCAGUGCCUCCCCAGCUUUUCAAUGAAGACCAGUACUGUGGGAACUAUGAAAUGUUUUCGGAGGCAGUGGAAGCAGAUACAGUGGAACAAUUUCUGAAACUGGCGUGAGGAGGGCGGAGUGUUAUGCUCCAUCUUGACCCCAUUCCCCAAACAAACUACCACCAAUCCACCCACCCAUCCACCCUUUGCCCAAAUGGAGGCCCUUUAUUCAGUCUCUAUCUGCACCACUGGCAGUGUCCACUCACUUUCAAUGCCAUGAUGAAGGAUGCCAAAUAUCUUGUAUUCAACUAAUCCGAAGACACAUUUUCCCCCUACUGCACCAUUAGACUCUUAAAUUAGUCUUAAUCUAUUAUACUUUUAUGUGUUUGUUCUGUUCUUCCUUUGAUUUCUUUCAGACCUUUUUUUCCCCGUCUGACAGACUAGUGUUUCUAAGUGCUCCUAGUCUCGCUAGGAAUCAAUGAGGUGUCUAAAUGUGCUGUAAUUAGGUCGACUAAUCUUGGAUGUGGCCACAUGAUCGCUGGAGAUUAAACUAAUCCACUGGAUGACAGCAUUCAGCCCAGAAUCUUCCUGUUCCUCUGCAGACCAAACAGAUCAUCAUCACUCAGUCUUAACUACUGUGUCGUCUUUUUCUGUAGCCUUCAAGUUCCCAUGUCGCACAUGACUGCGCACUAUUUGUACUUCACAUGGAUGCAAAUGCACACGGAAGUAGCAAGGACUUCAGUGUCCUUAAACCCAAUUAAUGAAGAAUAUAGCAGUUUAAGGAUGUCUCUUUAGCAUGAGAAAACUUUUUGUGAUUUUGGUCCAUUGGUCACCUUAUAGGCACCCAGUGCUCAUCUGACCUACUUCGAUAAUGUACAAAUCACUUUGAUGAAACUAGAAACUAGUUCUCGUCUGCGACACAUUAGAGGCGUACCCUGUGGCAUUAUUUGUAAACAGACGUUUACAUUCUCAACAGAAAGACCUUGUCCUCAAGGCAUACCAAACCUGUUGAGUGCAUAUCAUUCGUUACAUUUGCAUAGGUGAUCUAACAAAUAUUCACGUUGCACAUUGUUUACAUCCGUGUUUUGCUAGCUUGCAGUCUUCUUCUUCUCUAUCUUUAUGAACACAUUGCUACACUUCGUUGAACAUUACUGCUGUCGGAUCUGAGUAAUGUGAAACUGGUGGCAGGAGUGUGUGUCGGCUGAUACCAACAAACGACAAAACAGCGACCCACCCGUAAAAACAUUGCUCUUCAGUGCUACUAGUGGUCAAUCACUCUGCAAGGUACCUUUAAGCUAAGUUGUGGAAAUGUCUAAGAAAUAUAAAGCAAGUGUAAGUUAGUCUUAGUUAAUGUAAUUUUAGAUAUGACCACUGAGGGACACCUAAUAAAUAUUUGUUUCCCCUCCCUUUGGGGAGUAUAAGGACCUGUAGAGGGUAAUCUUUAACAUGUUUACUAUUUUGUAGGCAGAUUCCAGUAAGCUAUGUAUUUAGAAUUUACUCCACAGACCAACACGAAAACCUUCAGUAUUUCCUCACCAGAAUAUUUCUGAGGACGUUAGGUCUUCAUGGGGAGGUAUUUGGGCUUCAGUAUUUCAGAAAAUCCUGGCUUUUACCACUAGUGUUUAACAUCAAAACACGUUUAAUUUGGGUAUUAAAGACUCUGAUUAGGUAUGAUAUGGUCACCAAUGGGCCAAACUUAGUAAAAAGGUUGGUAUAUUCCUUUAAAAAAAACUUCCAGUAGGUAGCUGCUUAAUUCUAGCAUCCAGUGGAGCAAGAUGAACACAUUUCUUAGUGUCACAUUUGGUGCCAAUAUAUAUCUGAAAUGCACAUUUGCAGGUGGAUAUUCAAUAUAGUAUUAGUACUUUCCUGCUAUCUUCUUUUUCUGCUGUUUUCCACAAUCCAUAUAACUUGAAAGCUUUGAUCCUGUAUUGUUGACUGACUGAACAAAAAGACACCAAACACCUAGAAGGAAGCUUUUCCUUAUUGAUUGUAAAUGAUGAGUCUGAAAUGAUGUGAAUCUAACAGCUUUCAGCCAUGUAGCUUUUCCUUCCUCUGUUUAUUUUGUGUUACAGUUUCACUGAUUGUCCUGGGCGUAAAGAUGCAUUAAUGUGACUAUGCACUGACACCCUGUCUCAUUCUGAACACAGACUUAAGGGUCAAAGCUGGUAUGUUUCAAUUGACCUGACUGAAGUCUUAAGGCUAGCUUUAGGGAACACUGACCACAUGGGAAAAAUGAAGGCAUCACUUACUUGUGCUUUUACGUAUGUGCAUUGAUUCUGUUAUGCGAUCUCAACUUACAAAUCAUGUAAUGGGUCGCAUGUCUUUUUUUUUUUUUUUUUUUAAAUAAAUUGAGAUCAACAUGGUUUCCCUCUCUUUCGUAACAUCUGUCAAACCCUCCCUGCUUUCACAACUGUGCUGUUAUGGUUUGGGAUCCCUAGUAAUGACAGCCUCCACACACAAUGUUUGUGCACUGUUUUGUAAGUUGAUGGUUGUAGUUGUUUGCCUGUUAUUGAUGUAUAUUCACUAUCAACCAUGAUUUAGACAUUCCAUGUCUCUCUCUGAGCUCCUGCUUUGCUUUUGGACCAAUUCCCCUUGGCCAAAAAAUGAAGAAAACAGGGAAUAAAAUGCAGUUGUCUUCCAAGAAGAUUGUGAAAAGCGAUUUAUGGGUGAAUAAAAUAAAAUGGAGUUGAAUCUA